Messenger RNA from Erigeron canadensis, 845 nucleotides. Its product is annotated as CASP-like protein 2C1. The transcript is spliced from 3 exons. Bases 84 to 632 code for a protein of 182 amino acids. The record is from RefSeq and is a predicted model, not a curated record. Lineage: Eukaryota; Viridiplantae; Streptophyta; Magnoliopsida; Asterales; Asteraceae.
UUGUUCCAAAGUUGCCACAUAUUUGUAGUUGUUUAGCUUAUCAUAAUUUCCAAAUUUAGAAAGGAAAAGAAAGAGAGAAGGAAAUGAAUAACAUUAUGAAGUUAGAGGCACUUCUAAGGGUUGGUGCAACCUUGCUCUUACUCACCGCUGCUCUUUUGGUUCGAUUUGAUACCCAAACCAGCCUUAUCUUCACCUCCUUCUCAAGAACUGCUUCUUUCAAAGACUUGAAGGCUCUCUAUGUUUUGGUGUUCAUAGACAUAGCAGUUGCCGGAUAUAACUUGGUUCAACUAGUACUCAGAUUUCUACUUUCUUCACAUUUAAAACAAGACAUCAAGAAAGGUUCAUACUACAAACAUCUUGCGUGGCUCUCUUUCUUAUUCGACCAGGCAGUUGUGUAUUUGGUAUUUGCAACACACACAGCUUCUCUCACGGCCUCAUUAUUUGCAGUCACCGGCGAACAUCAUUUGUUUUGGAUGAAACUAUGCAACAAGUUCAACCGAUUUUGCACUCAAAUUGGUGGCGCGAUCCUUUGCGGUUAUGUUGCAUUCUUGUUGAUGGCUAUAGUUACUUUCCUUUCGGCUUAUGGUCUACUUAGACACUAUUCACCCAAAAGAUUUCUUCUUCUAAAGUAAAUUAAAAACAUAUGUUAGAGUAAAAGAAAGUUCAACAACUUUAUAUAUUGUAGACUUGGUUGAUCUUUCUAUGCAUUAAUCUAGAAGGGUAUAAAUGUAUAAUGCGAAGAGAUUAAAUAAUGUACCUUUGGUUGGUGUUACACGUGAUUUAUGGCAGGCCGGGUUAGGUUGUGGUCAAUUUAUAUGUAAUGAAGUUCUACAGUUUGUGUUUUA